Pipistrellus nathusii (Nathusius's pipistrelle) is the source of this 843-nucleotide messenger RNA. The record is from the annotation of a GenBank genome assembly. NCBI's taxonomy places the organism in Eukaryota, Metazoa, Chordata, Mammalia, Chiroptera, Vespertilionidae.
AUGGUGGCGCGCAGGAGGAAGCGUGCGGCGCGGGACACCGAAGAGGGGAUUCCGAGCCCCCCGGGCUACUCAGCCAUUCCAAUCAAGUUCUCCGAAAAGCAGAAGGCUUCUCAUUACCUGUACGUGAGAGAGCACAGAGUUCGAGAAGGCACCAAGUCUUCCUGGCCGCAGAAGAGGACCCUCUUUGUCCUCAAUGUGCCCCCUUACUGCACCGAGGAGUGCCUGGCCUGCCUCCUCUCCCCCUGUGGCCCCGUCCAGUCCGUGGAAUUGCAGGGGAAGCCCGAGCUCACCGACAGUGCCAAGGAGCCAAAGUCGAAGUUUUUUCACCCCAAGCCUGUUCCGGGCUUCCAGGUGGCCUACGUGGUGUUCCGGAAGCCGAAUGGGGUGUCGGCUGCCUUAGCCCUGAAGGGCCCUUUGCUGGUCUCCACAGAGAGUCGCCCCGUGAAGAGCGGCAUUCACAAGUGGAUCAGUGACUACACAGACUCCGUGCUGGACCCGGAGGCCCUGCGAGUGGAAGUGGACACAUUCAUGGAGGCGUACGACAGGAAGAUGGCCGAGGAGGAAGCUAAGGCCAAGGAGGAGGAAGGGGUCCCGGACGGUGAGGGCUGGGUGAAGGUGACACGCCGUGGCAGGCGGCCCGUGCUGCCCCGGACGGAGGCAGCCAGCCUGCGGGUGCUGGAGAGGGAGAAGCGGAAGCGCGCCCGCAAGGAGCUGCUCAACUUCUAUGCCUGGCAGCACCGCGAGACCAAGAUGGAGCAUCUAGCACAGCUGCGCAAGAAGUUCGAGGAGGACAAGCAGAGGAUUGAGCUGAUGCGGGCCCAGCGCAAAUUCCGUCCCUACUGA